Molecule: messenger RNA, 2779 nt
Organism: Callithrix jacchus (white-tufted-ear marmoset)
Lineage: Eukaryota; Metazoa; Chordata; Mammalia; Primates; Cebidae
Gene: HS3ST4
Product: heparan sulfate-glucosamine 3-sulfotransferase 4
Molecular function (GO): [heparan sulfate]-glucosamine 3-sulfotransferase activity
Source: RefSeq, a predicted model, not a curated record
GAUGGCCCGGUGGCCCGCACCUCCUCCUCCUCCGCCUCCGCCUCCACCUCUGGCCGCGCCGCCGCCGCCCGGCGCCUCUGCUAAGGGGCCGCCGGCGCGCAAGCUGCUUUUUAUGUGCACCUUGUCCCUGUCUGUCACCUACCUGUGCUAUAGCCUCCUGGGCGGCUCGGGCUCUCUGCAAUUCCCCCUGGCGCUGCAGGAAUCGCCCGGCGCCGCCGCCGAGCCCCCGCCGAGCCCGCCGCCACCUUCUCUGCUGCCUCCCCCCGUGCGCCUCGGCGCCCCCUCGCAGCCGCCCGCGCCGCCGCCGCUGGACAACGCGAGCCGAGGGGAGCCGCCCGAGCCCCCGGAGCAGCCCGCCGCCCCCGGGACCGACGGCUGGGGACUGCCGAGCGGCGGCGGAGGCGCCCGGGACGCCUGGCUCCGGACCCCGCUGGCCCCCAGCGAGAUGAUCACGGCGCAGAGCGCGCUGCCGGAGAGGGAAGCGCAGGAGUCCAGCACCACCGACGAGGAUCUCGCAGGCCGGAGAGCGGCCAACGGGAGCAGCGAGAGGGGCGGCGCCGUCAGCACCCCGGACUAUGGAGAGAAGAAGCUGCCGCAGGCGCUCAUCAUCGGGGUCAAGAAAGGAGGGACCCGCGCGCUGCUGGAGGCGAUUCGCGUACACCCGGACGUGCGGGCGGUGGGCGUAGAGCCGCACUUCUUCGACAGGAACUACGAAAAGGGGUUGGAGUGGUACAGAAAUGUGAUGCCCAAGACUCUGGAUGGGCAAAUAACCAUGGAGAAAACUCCAAGUUACUUUGUGACAAAUGAGGCUCCCAAGCGCAUUCACUCCAUGGCCAAGGACAUCAAACUGAUUGUGGUGGUGAGAAAUCCCGUGACCAGGGCCAUCUCUGACUACACGCAGACACUGUCAAAGAAACCCGAGAUCCCCACCUUUGAGGUGCUGGCCUUCAAAAACCGGACCCUCGGGCUGAUAGACGCUUCCUGGAGUGCCAUUCGGAUAGGGAUCUAUGCUCUGCACCUGGAAAACUGGCUCCAGUAUUUCCCUCUCUCCCAGAUCCUCUUUGUCAGUGGUGAGCGACUCAUUGUGGACCCCGCUGGGGAAAUGGCCAAAGUACAGGAUUUUCUAGGCCUCAAACGUGUUGUGACUGAGAAGCAUUUCUAUUUCAACAAAACCAAGGGGUUCCCUUGCCUAAAGAAGCCAGAAGACAGCAGUGCCCCGAGGUGCUUAGGCAAGAGCAAAGGUCGGACUCACCCUCGCAUUGACCCAGAUGUCAUCCACAGACUGAGGAAAUUCUACAAACCCUUCAAUAUGAUGUUUUACCAAAUGACUGGUCAAGAUUUUCAGUGGGAACAGGAAGAGGGUGAUAAAUGAGGCUAGAGAGGCAGAGGAAGGCUAGUGAAUGGCUAAGGAGGCUCCUUGCCAGAGUCCUUGAAUACCCCAGCUUCUGCAGCUUCACUUACUGGAGUGCCAAGUAGAUCUCCUCCUCCUUCAUGCAGCCCACAUUGCCUCUAGUGCUGUUAGUCGAGGCAAGCAGGUGGAUCCCACGGCAUCCCCAUGGAAGAACCAGGCCCAUCUGGGCAGCAGCAUCUGGUUGACCAGAUGGCCACCAGAACCUGCUGUUAAUUCUUCUCUUCUGUUGGUUAAUCUAGCCUGAAGACAGAGGAUAAAUAGCUGUCAAUGUCAGAGACAGUGCUAUUAAUGUUUAUGUGAAUGACAAAAAAGGUCUACUUAUGGGGGUUCUCCCUUUAGUUUGGGGAGCCAGGGUUCUAGCCCUGUAUCUGUCCUGGGCACCUGCUGUCUAAACUUCUGCCUGGGCUUCUCUCCAGAAUGCACUUUGUGGCUGCGUGCUCCAGGACUCCUAGGGAGCAAGGCCCUCCCUCUAAGGUGUUUCUAGUCUUCUCUUUAAAGGCCUCAUCCCACAACCCCUGACUUCCUCCCACCCCACAUCGUGAAGGCAGAGGCAUGCAUGUUCCUCACCAAAAGCACACCCACACACAUAAAACAAACAAAAAGGAAACUAAAAGCUGACGCCCCUCAAAGCCUUCUUUCCAAGAGCCCUCUAAAUGGGGUUGGGUCUCACUCUUCAUGAAUAUCCUGGGUUGUGGAGAAGCUUAGCAUAUGCCCUUGUGUUCAGAUCAGGCCCACUGGGCUGCUCUAAGAGUAGGGUAAUUGUAGCUGAGGUCAGAGCUCUGAGGUUGGCAGAGAUGAGUGGCCACAUCUUGGGGUAAAAGAAGAAAUCCUGUCCUUUUGGUGGGAGGUUGCUUUACCUGAAGCCCAUCUCUCCCAAGCACUGUGGUUUGAGGCAUGUUUCCUAGGGUCCCCAGAAGGACAAAGACCCGAGAGUUGACACGUCUGUUAUUAGGAAUAACCCUUAGCCAUGUAUUGGGGAGAGGAGCAGUCACACUUCUUCUAUGUGCCCCCCUACCACCUCCUCAGGCUUCAUAUUCUUUAUUUAGAAAUGACAGAGUGGGGUAGUGGCGAGAGGGCUGAGUCCAUUCAUCAGAUCCAGUUUAUGGGAAUUGGGGGUGAGCAAGGGCUGUCUGCAGACACCCCCACUAAGGGCUGCUGAAUGAAGUGUCCCUUCCCAUCAGUUUGAUUCAACUAAAAAGCACCAUUUGACAUAAAGCACUUGUUCACAGAUCUCCAAAACCAGAAAUUGUUCUAGUAAAACUGGAAAUUUGUAUGAGUGGGGGGAGUUAAAUCUGUUCAGCUGUUAUUAAACUGUCAUUUCUCCCGCUAUAUGAAAACCGUGUUGUUAUAAAGCUUAAUGCAACCUGA